AUGAUCAUGUUUCAUGGGCAAAUUGGUGGGAUGGACGGUGGGAUGGCCAAACUUCAAAAUUACUACCACUCUCCGGAUGGCCGUGUGUGCCGCUCCAAGAAAGAGGUGAUGGCAUACUUGCAAGGAGCGCAGCCUCGAGGGAAGAAGGCAAAGACGAGCGCACACGAGCAGGUGCACCAGCGCCGGCAGCAGAAGCAGCAGCAGCAGGAGGAGGGGGAGGAGGUGGAGGAGCAGCAGCAACAACAGCAACAACAACAGCAACAGCAGCAGCAGCAACAACCCUUUUUCACCCCGUGUCCUCUCACCUCCCUGGUCCUGCCUAAUACUCUCGCCUCACCUACUGUACCAGCGCCUUCUGGGGGGUUGCGUCAUUGUCAUACGGCAGCAGCAGCAACAGCAACAGCAGCCGCACCGCCCGCCUUUUUCGCGACACCAGCGGCCGCUGGUAACCAAGCAGGCAGCGCGCAUCCGCAUGCUGCUGACGUCGCAGACGCUCGUCCUUGCCAUUUCCAGGCCUCGGUCGUGUUCGGGUUCCCUGCUGCCUGUCCUUUCCCCCUUGUGCCGCCCAGCUUUCGCUGGCCUGGUGGUUCCCAUGAGCCUCUGAUGGACACAGGGCGUGGUUCUGUCGGGGAAGAGAGGGGUGGGGAAGUGGGGGCGUCAGCAUUCGCAGGACAGGGGAAGGUGGAGGCUCAGGGGAAGGCAGAGAUGCAGACAGAGAAUUGUGAAGAGCACCAUUCAGGAGUUACACGUUGUGAGGUUCCAAGACGAGUGGUAGAAGGUGCAGCAGAAUCAGCAGCGUGCAAGUCUGGUGGCGGCAGCAUGCGUGGGGCUGGGUUGGGCAGGGCGAGGAGGAAGCAAAGGGUGCGGAGGGAUUUGCAGGAGGAAGAAGCGGAAGCAGAGCAGGGGGGAGGGUGCGGCAGGGAAGAGGAGUUGGGUUUUUCGUCAGGCGGAAUUGAAGGGAGAAAGAGGGGUGGGAGGGAUGGGGAGGACGGCUGGAGCGGGGGAAGCAGGAUAGGUGUUGAACCAAUGGAGGAGAAUAUCUGGCAAGAAGAGAUGGCUGGUAGGGAAAUGGGAGACGAGGAAAGUGUGAAGCCGAAGGUGGGGAGUGCUGGACAGGCCGAAUUGGGGGGUGGUAGUGAGGGAAGGAGUAAAUGGCGAUGGAAGAGUGAGAGUGACUGGAUGACAAACCAUGCAGGCACUUCUGCAUGCCAAUUAGAUGCAGGCACGCAGUGGUUUUGGCGGGUGGGAGGAGGUGGACGUGGGGGAGUGGAGAGUAGAGGAGAGUUGGGUGGAGAUAAUGUGGAGAGUAAGGAUGUGAGUGCGAGUGCAAGGGCGAGUGUGCAGGGGGGUUGUAUACAGGUGAACGAGGAGGGCGCAUGA
Molecule: messenger RNA, 1380 nt
Organism: Closterium sp. Naga37s-1
Lineage: Eukaryota; Viridiplantae; Streptophyta; Zygnematophyceae; Desmidiales; Closteriaceae
Source: the annotation of a GenBank genome assembly